Messenger RNA from Pezoporus flaviventris, 4836 nucleotides. RefSeq names its product SRY-box transcription factor 4 (gene SOX4). Gene Ontology annotation, molecular function: RNA polymerase II cis-regulatory region sequence-specific DNA binding; DNA-binding transcription activator activity, RNA polymerase II-specific. Bases 1027 to 2325 code for a protein of 432 amino acids. The transcript has a single exon. Lineage: Eukaryota; Metazoa; Chordata; Aves; Psittaciformes; Psittacidae. The record is from RefSeq and is a predicted model, not a curated record. Gene Ontology annotation, biological process: positive regulation of transcription by RNA polymerase II; anatomical structure morphogenesis; cell differentiation.
CGGGCGCGGGGCGGGCGCGGGGGUCCGCUCUCAGGCUGCAGCCGGCCGAGCGCGGCUGUGCGCGGGGCAGCGCCCGGCGGGCGGGGGGGCGGUGGCAGCGGCAGCUCCGCAGGGCUCCGCGAGCGCGGAGCAGCAGCAGCAGCAGCAGUGCCGGCAGCAGAACCAGAACAACCACCACCGGCUGCGGCGGAGGAGGAACGGGGCUGUGAGCCCGGCUUGCCGCUCUUCCUGCCGGGGACGUACACACUCGUUCAUGCACGGGCGCUUUUCUUUUUCUCUUUUAAUUCCUCGUGAUUUUUUUCCGUAAUUAUUAUUUUUUCCUUUUUCUAUUUUUUUUUUUUUUUUUUUUUUUGCCUGAGGGGUUUUCGCUCAGCGCCUCGUAACUGCCAAAUCCUACCUGCACUAACUCCUGACCGCCGAACCCGCCGCCACCACCACCACCACGAGUCCUGGAGCCGGGGUUUUCGGGGCUUUGGAGGCGCGCCGCAGCCGCCUCCCCCCUGCCACCACUCCCCCUCUCUCGCCGCCGGUGCACGCUGGCCGUGCCCAGCGCUGAGAGACUUUGUGCGCCGGGCGCGCUAUUUUGCUGAAACGCCGCGAGCAGGCGGAAAGCACUUGUGAACUGCUGGACCACAGCUGCUUCAGGGAGGGGGCAGAUCCGAGGUGGUGAGGAAAAAAAAGCAGAGGGACAUCCUCCCCUCCAAAAAUCCCAAACCCGUAACACACCAAGGAAAAAGCCAACUUGGACGGACGGCUCGCGGUGCGGCUUUUGCAGAAACUCUGUCACUGUGUCUGACCGCGGGCGGCCUCGCCGCUGCCUCCGCCGCCGCCUCGAGGGGGAAGAGGACCGCGCCGCCGGGGACGAGGCGCCGGUGUGGAAAUACAGUGGUGCGCGGAGCGGGACCGCGGCCGCGGGGGGCUGCGCGGCCGGCUGCGCCGCCCCAGUACCGCUGUGAGAAGUUGCGCGCCCUGCCCCGCGCCGGAGCGGCGCUGAGCGCCGGCGAGCCCCGCGCUGCCGCCGCCGCAAUGGUGCAGCAGACCAACACGGCGGAGAACACGGAGGCGCUGCUGGCCGCCGAGACCUCCGACUCCGGGGCCGGCAUCGAGCUGGGCAUCGCCUCCUCCCCCACGCCGGGCUCCACUGCUUCCACGGGGGGGAAGGCGGACGACCCGAGCUGGUGCAAGACGCCCAGCGGACACAUCAAGAGGCCCAUGAACGCCUUCAUGGUGUGGUCGCAGAUCGAGCGGCGGAAGAUCAUGGAGCAGUCCCCCGACAUGCACAAUGCCGAGAUCUCCAAGCGCCUGGGCAAGCGCUGGAAGCUGCUCAAGGACAGCGACAAGAUCCCCUUCAUCCGGGAGGCGGAGCGGCUGCGCCUCAAGCACAUGGCGGACUAUCCCGACUACAAGUACCGGCCCAGGAAGAAGGUGAAGUCGGGCAACAGCUCCGCCAAGCCCGGCGACAAGGCGGACAAGGGCGGCGGGGGCGGCGCCGGCGGGGGCAACGCGGGCGGCGGCACCGGCGGCUCCGCGGCCUCCGCCAAGCCCGCCCCGAAGAAGGGCGGCGGCGGCGGCGGCUCCAAGCCCUCCCCCGCGAGCGGCGGCGCGGGCGGCAAGCCCCACGGCAAGGCAGCGGCGGGCGGCAAAGCUGCCCCCUUCCCGGGGGAACCGCCGGCCGCGCUGCUGCCGCCCGAGCACCAGGCCCUCUACAAGCCCCGGGGGGCGGCGGGCGCGGCCUCUGGUCCCGGCAAGCCGCUGGCCGAGAAGAAGCUGAAGCGGGUCUACAUCUUCGGGAGUGGGCAGGCGGCGGCCGCCUCCGCCUCCCCCGGCGGUGCCGUGCCCGGCAGCCCCACGCUGAGUAGCUCGGCGGAGGCCGGAGACCCCUUGAGCCUCUACGAGGAGGGGGGGGGUGGGGCGGGUCGGCCCGACGGGGACUGCGGCGGCGCUGCCUGCCCCUCGCCCUCCGGCUCGGGCUCUCCCUCGGAUCACCGCAGCUACACCAGCCUGCGCGCCUCCUCCCCAGCCCCCUCGACGGCGCAUUCCUCCUCCGCGUCCUGCCACUCCUCCUCCUCUUCCUCCUCCGGCUCUUCUUCGUCGGACGACGAGUUUGAGGACGACCUCUUAGACCUGAACCCCAGCCCCGGCUUUGAAAGCAUGUCCCUGGGCAGCUUCAGCUCCUCGGUGCUCGACAGGGACCUGGAUUUUAACUUCGAGCCCGGCUCGGGCUCUCACUUUGAGUUCCCGGACUACUGCACGCCGGAGGUAAGUGAGAUGAUCUCGGGUGACUGGCUGGAGUCCAGCAUUUCCAACCUGGUCUUCACGUACUGAGGCAGGAGCCGGGCGCUGCAGGAGGAGGCACCGCCGGGCGCGUUUCUCGAGUUUGUUUUCCUUUUUCUUUUUUUUUUUUUUUUUUUUUUUUUCCCCCCUUUCUCCCCUGCCUUCCCCGGGAAGGGGCUGUUGAGACUGCUGCUGGUGCUCGGGGAGCUGGGCGGCGAGAGCAGGAUCGCCCUCUGCUUGCGGAAAGGCCAGCAGUCCUCUUCCCCCAGCCGGAGACGGACCCGCACAAACACACCCCCCUCCUCCGAUGUUGCUUUUUCAGAGACUGGCGAGAGCGAAAUGCUGCCUUUUCCCUUUUUUAUUUACUGAAAAGAGAGACAAAGAAGGGGGGAGGGAGGGGAGGGGGGAACCGCACACACCUCUGGGUUCUUUGUUAUUGCCCACUUUAUAUGAAUAAAGAGGAGGGGGAGCGAUGCAUUGUGUUAAGCGCACGCUGGAGGUCUUGAGCAUUCGCCCUUUGGCGUGAAAGAGCGAGCUGAACUGCUUGGAAAAACGGAGAGAAAGAAACGAACACAAAAAAAAACACCCAAGCCCUUGCAAGGUUCGCGUCUGGGGGGAGAAAUCCUGUCCCGGUUUCUUAAGCGGUGAGAGGCGACGAUGAUAGGAGGAGGAGACGGAUGGAGCUGGGAGCUGGACUGAGAUCCCGGUUAAGUGGAGAAGAGCCAGACUCACACUUGAGAGUUGUCUUGGAAAUACGGUGGGGGGAAAAUAAUAAUAAACUGAAACGGAUUUGCACGUACGGUUGAGGUGGCGGCAGCGCUUUUCUCGGUCACCUGAUGUCAUAUGUAGAAAGGAAAAAUAAGGCCGAAACUUCAAGAACACUGAAAACUUCUUUGGAAACAGAGACCGAAUGGGAACAGUUUCUGUCGUGAUGUGGUACAGGGAAAACUGAGGGCGACGGCUUUUGCAAAAAAAAAAAAAAAAAAAAAAAAUCCCAAAUACGAAAAUACUGAAAAAAAAAAAAAAGUAGUUUUUUUUCUUCUUACUCAGAAUCGUGAUGGUGUUGGAUUAUUUCACUGGUGGGGUUUAAUAUAGCAUGUUAUCCUGUCUAUCUUUUUAAGAUUUCUGUAAGACUGUUGAACAGUUUAAAAAACCCUAGUGUUAGGAUAAUAUAAAAGCAGAUAGAUGGCGCUAUGUUUGAUUCCUACAAAAAUAUCACCAGCUUUUUUUCAUUCUUAACUCUUUAAAGGAUUCAAACGCAACUCAAAUCUGUGCUGGACUUUUUUUAAAAAAGAAAAGAAAAUUCAGGACCAAAUUUUUUUCUCAGAGUAUGUAUGUGUUUGUUCCUUAUGGCUGUAAAUGAAAAGACUGGUUUUUUCUCACCGAUGCUCCAUCCUCGUGUUGUUUUUCCGUUUUUUUAUUUUUCCUUGUAAAUGUAAUCGGAUGCCAUUUUAUAAGUGGACGUAUUUAUACUGGCCAAACAUUUUUGACUUGUAUUUCUUUGUCCUUUUUUGGUAGUUCUCGUUGUUACCCACACCAUUUUUAUGUCUCCUUCACUGAAGGGCUAGAGUUUUAACUUUUAAUUUUUUAUAUUUAAAUGUAGACUUUUGACACUUUUAAGAAAAAAAAGAAAAAACAAACAAAAAGAGAAGAGAGAUGAAAACGUUUGAUUAUUUUCUCAGUGUAUUUUUGUAAAAAAUAUAUAAAGGGGGUGUAAAUCGGUGUAAAUCGCUGUUUGGAUUUCCUGAUUUUAACAACAGGGCCGCUGGUUAGUAUCUCACCCGCGUGUGCACGCUCACUCACUCUCACGCACCCACGAGUCAGCCCCUUUUGUCCAUGUUUACACUCCAAUCUGCAGGCAUCUUAAAGUGACAGCAUCCCUCGCCGCCUGUGCCCGCUCCGCAGCCCCCCGCCUUUACUGAGGGGGUCCGGAGGGGAGCGGGCAGGGGAGGACUGAGGCGGACACACCGUGUGCCACCGUUCUGGGGAGACACGCCUGUCCCGAAAUGAAGUACAGCAACUGGUGCAUUUACAGAGAAGGGAUCCUGUACCUUUAACUUGUAAACCACAUCUUUUGCACUUUUUUUAGAAGCAAACCCGUGCCGUUUAAACCACUGGAUCUAUCGAAAUGCCGGUUUGAGUUCGCGACACUAUGUACUGCGUUUUUCAUUCUUGUAUUUGACUAUUUAAUCCUUUCUACUUGUCGCUAAAUAUAAUUGUUUUAGUCUCUUAUGGCAUGAUGAUAGCAUAUGUAUUCAGGUUUAUAGCUGUUGUGUUUAAGAUGAAGAAAGUGAAAACAUCUUUGUACAUUUAAGUCUGUAUUAUAAUAAGCAAAAAAGAAGAUUGUGUGUUUAUGUAUGUUAAUAUAACAUGACAGGCACUAGGACGUCUGCCUAAUGAGGUGGUUCCGUUAAGGGUUUAACUUUUUUGUUAUUUUUUUGUUAUUUUUUUGGUCAUCCAUCCUGUGCAAUAUGCUGUGUAGAUUUGUUUUUUUUUUCUUUUUUUAAUCUUAUCUUAACGAUCACCCUCAACGCAAUGUUGGGAAAGAAGAGAGAGAGAAAA